This is a messenger RNA of Acanthochromis polyacanthus (spiny chromis), 1649 nucleotides long. RefSeq names its product ornithine decarboxylase antizyme 1b (gene oaz1b). The record is from RefSeq and is a predicted model, not a curated record. Gene Ontology annotation, molecular function: ornithine decarboxylase inhibitor activity. Gene Ontology annotation, cellular component: cytoplasm; nucleus. Gene Ontology annotation, biological process: positive regulation of protein catabolic process. NCBI's taxonomy places the organism in Eukaryota, Metazoa, Chordata, Actinopteri, Pomacentridae.
CUAGCGGAGCACAAGCAGAGAGCAGUCAGCCCGUCGUGUCUCUCCCCGAGGCCGAUGGUAAAAUCCAACCUCCAGCGGAUCCUAACAGUCAUUGCUUUUGCUCGCGAGAAAGAAGGAAAACAGCAGCCCUCUACUACCAUGGCGGAUCUAAGUAGUAAUAUCUGUGACAUGAUUGGGAACCUGUCCCUGCACUGUAGUAGUACCCGCCCGGGCCUCUGUGGUGCUCCUGAUGCCCCUCUCCCACCCCUGAAGAUCCCAGGUGGGCGGAAUGGCACACGGGAUCACGCUCCUUCAGCUCGGCAGCUCUACUCAGACCGAAAGUUGACCGUGACGGAAGAGCCAGCUGGGAAUGGUCGCCCUGGGAUACUCCACUUCCAAAGCCGUCCCACCGUUACCAAGACGAUACAGUGGGAUGCUGUCCUGAGCAACAGUGCACUCUAUGUGGAGAUACCUCUUGACCCUCUUCCUGAAGGCAGCAAGGAGAGUUUCGCGGCUCUCCUCGAGUAUGCUGAAGAACAUCUGAAAGUCGUUAGCGUGUUUGUCUGCUUUUACAAGAACAGAGAUGAUCGUGCUAAACUGGUGCGUACCUUCAGUUUUCUGGGCUUUGAGAUUGUGAAACCGGGCCAUGCCCUCGUCCCACCUCGACCCGAUGUUUUCUUCAUGGCCUACAACUUCGACAGGGACUCUUCGGACGAGGAGUAGCCCUCCAGACAACCUCUCACCCCCCUGCUUACAUCUUUUUCUUCCCAUUGUAUGUUUUUCUGCAGCUGUGGUAAACCCUGGGCUGUAGCUCUCUGUAUGCAAGUACUUACCACCCCCCCUCCACAGAGAAUGCGCAAGCUGUGUAUCUCCUGUUUCCAGCAUCUAUCUUUGUGUGUUUUAUUAUAGUAUUCAUUCAAGAUUCGUCGAUGUUGUCACCUAAAAGGAGGGAAUCUUUUGGGGGGUUUUUUUGGACUUACAAUCAUAUUGCAGUUAUCAUAGCUAGUGAAGUUUAAUUUCUUGUCGAGUCUUUGUUUGUUUAUCUCUUUUCAUGGCAGAAUAAGACGGCGGAUUCUUCAUUUCUUGAAUGUACAACAAAAAAGGUCAUCAGGUUUACACUCGGGUACUCCAGCUUUCUUUUGAUUGGCUAAAUGACUUUAAAUUUUCUUUCUCUCUGAAUCGAAAUAGCGAAUGCUCUUCAGCGGGACCAGUUUUAUUUUGUAGCACUAACAUCCUCGCAGUAGUGUUAGCAUUUUACAACUUUUACUUUCGAGCAACAGCCCCAACGAUUGGUACUUCAUAGGCGGAUAGUGAAAUCCUUUUAGACUAGAAGUGGAGUGAGAAGAUGAGUGCUAUUGCAUGUGUCUGACGUAGGAGCUUCAGUUUUCAAGUUCAAGAUCUUUUACUAUGAGUGUAUUUGGUACAAAGUGAAGGGAAAGUGAAUAAUCCAAAGUGCAUUUGCUUCUUUCAGCUGUGUAUAGCUGACAAUAUAUUGUAGAAAUUUUUUGUUUUGGAGGUUGGAAAAAAAUGCUGUGAUGUUAUGAUUGGAUAUUUUUGUUUCUUGGAUUAGCAUUCCUUUAACAUUUUUUUUCCACAAUAGUAUUGAGUUUGUUGUUCACCUGCAUAGUGGUACCUGUUGUGCUUCUGUGAUAAUAAAACAACAAAAACAA